Messenger RNA from Ambispora leptoticha, 317 nucleotides. The record is from the annotation of a GenBank genome assembly. Lineage: Eukaryota; Fungi; Glomeromycota; Glomeromycetes; Archaeosporales; Ambisporaceae.
AAGUAAGAAUUGAUGGAAGCUAUUUAAAAACUCCGCUAACUAAAUUAAAACUUAGUGCUUCUGCUAGAAUUAGUUAUAAGGGCAGACACUAUUAUUUACUCAUUAAAGAAUUACCAGAAAAUAUUCCUUUAUUCUAUCAGGGAGAAAAAGUUGGUCGCUUAAUGUCGCAAGGAAAACAAGUUAUCGGCAGUGGUUCGGCUCAUCCCACGGGAAUUACUUAUAAGUUUAUUGAAAGAGGAGAAACAUUUUUAAAGUUUGAGGAUGAACAACAAUUAGCCAAUUAUUUGUAUGGUUAUGGGAUUGUUUUGAAAAAAUAA